Messenger RNA from Opisthorchis viverrini, 432 nucleotides. RefSeq lists its product as hypothetical. The transcript has 3 exons. Bases 1 to 432 code for a protein of 143 amino acids. The record is from RefSeq and is a predicted model, not a curated record. Lineage: Eukaryota; Metazoa; Platyhelminthes; Trematoda; Opisthorchiida; Opisthorchiidae.
AUGUGGGUACAUGCUACGAAAAGCCCAAACUGUCCCGCCAAAAGACGUCUUCAAACUACCGCUGAAAGCAAGAAGACCUUUGCUGCCUUGUUACUUAUUAGAAAGUGCCAACUGAACAGUUUUAGACUAUUGGAUAGGGAACCAAAACUCUCAUAUGCAUCUUGUUUACAAAAACUGAAUAUCCAUCUUCUCCUCGAACACGUCCUCCUGAACUUCCCUGGAUGUUCAUUUACUGUUGUUCAACUCAAAGCAAAUGCGACUCCACAAAUUUCGGGAUUUAAGAGAAAACAUACUACUCGCAUCCCCCCAUCAGUAGUAACACCGUUACACCACCAGUACCCUCCGGAUUUAUCGCCACCGAACUUCUUCGUUUAUCGAGAUAAUCUCUGUGCAUUGAAUCAGCAUUUAAACAGAACAUACUUUAUAUCUUGA